Aaosphaeria arxii CBS 175.79 is the source of this 2040-nucleotide messenger RNA. RefSeq lists its product as uncharacterized. The coding region runs from base 327 to 1820 and encodes 497 amino acids. The transcript has a single exon. The record is from RefSeq and is a predicted model, not a curated record. Lineage: Eukaryota; Fungi; Ascomycota; Dothideomycetes; Pleosporales.
AUGGUAGAGAUGAGUCACGAAAGGUGGAGUCGUUGAUGUGAAGCUGAGAUAGGCGAGGAGGUGAAGAUGAUGAAAGGUACAAUAGGGUGCGCAGCGAAAGUUCCUUAUCGAUAACCAGCUACGAAGGAAAGCCCCACUGAUCUCAUCGUCAUUCGAACCAUAAUCCAUCAUGGUACCAACCAGAAUUGCCUUCACAUUUCGGUGAUGUGCUUCCCACGAUAACACUAACCUUUCUCUUCUAUCUCUCAUAAACUAUUUCCUAUACUGUCGUGGAUGAGCAAAUCGGCCAAGUAAAGAGCUGAGUUGAUCAAGAAAGACGCAACAAAAUGGGACGGACCCAGCAAUCACAAGGCCUCGCACCGCCCUCCAUUCGCAAAGACGUCCGCGCGAAACAAGCAAGGCACGUCGUCAAUAAAGUGAUUCCCUCGCUUCUGGCGUCGAGUGCGCGGGCGCGGCGCGGCGCGGAUGGGAGUGCGGUGUUUGCUGAUCCGGGGCCGAAUCUCGGUCAUAGUAGUCAUGGAGAGAAGGACGGGAAAGACGAAAUUGAGGGGGAUGGGUAUGUUAAGAGGAAGGGGCAGGGGAGGAGGAAGGUUAAGGGCGGUGAUGGGGAUUCUUCUGCGAAGGAGAGAAAAGGCGGUGCUGGUGGUGGGAAGGGGAGGAAGAGGGGUGGUUCGGUCGAUGAAGCGACUGGGGAGCUUUCUUUGGAUGGGAUACUGGUUAAGAGGAAGGGUGAAAGGGUCGUGAGGGUCGUUGCGACAGACACGUUGACCGCCGCGCAGAUGCUAUCAACGCAGGCCUCAGGCGAGAAGAAGAAGCAACCGAAUCCGAUGGUUUUGAACAUGGCAUCACCGCUUCGUCCGGGUGGCGGUGUUCUCGUGGGCGCGACGUCGCAGGAGGAAUUUCUCUGCGCGCGAACGACGCUGCUCCCAUCGCUCAAGGAGGAGUUCUACAGAUUGCCUGAGAUCGGGGGGAUCUACACGCACGACGUCUUAGUGUUCCGUGACUCUUCGUCGCUGGGGAAAGCGAGCGGUGACUUGGGGCCUGCGGGGCGGUACUGGAUCGAUGUUGUUUCUGCCGGGAUGCUGCGAUUUCCGGAUUUGGAGGGAGAUGGAGAGGAAGAGGAGAGACGGUUGGGGAAGAAGGAUAGGGAGUUGGUGGAGGCGAAGAUGCGGGCGGUUUUGAGAAUUGCAUGUGCGAAGGGGGUGAAGAGAAUUGUGCUGGGGGCUUGGGGAUGUGGUGCGUAUGGGAAUCCAGUCAGGGACAUUGCACGGGCUUGGAGGAGCAUUAUUGAUGGAUCUUCUCGUAGCGACGGGACGAAGAAGGGAAAAGGUAGUCUGCAAGAGAGCUGGGAUUCAAUCGAGGAAGUGGUCUUCGCGAUAGCGAACAGGAAAAUGGCAACAGAGUUUUCGAAGCACUACGACAGGCAUAUUGAAGUCGAGGCCGGACCUGGCGGAUCGAGAUAUCAAGAAGAUGAGGAUGAUGAAGAGGAGGAAGAGGAUCCUGUCGCCGAGGAACUACGGACUAAGAUCAAUGAGAUGGAGGGCCAAUUGGUCCAGGUGUGGAAUGCGGAUCUAAAAGCGAGAUUGGAGGUGAUCCUGGAUGGGUUGAAGACCCAACUCAAGGAAAGAGAAGCCGAUAUCCAGAUUGAUGACGAAGAGGGAGGAGGAAUAGACGUGAACCAGACAGGCGAGGAGAAUGGUGGUGACUCCAGUGACUCCAAUGAUUCCUUCACAGUCUUGAACUCAGCACCCGAUGAAGACGGAGAAGAUACGGACGACGAUAUUUUCGAAGAUCUUGGAAAACGAAAUAGUUUGCAAUAGCAUGGAAUCCACGACGAACCCUUUUAUUCGAUACGGAAUAUGCAUAUCAAUGAAAGAUCUUGUUCAUUUGGGCUCCCUUAAACUGCGUUGAGUUAUUGCAUCGCGAUGAUGAAUCUCUAUAUACUCAUAAGUAAUACAAUGAAACAAAUGGAGAUGGGUAUCGUAAAAGAGUGUGAGUGUAAUGCCGAUGAUUGCGCUGUACAAAUGCAUUCAAACGCUC